Messenger RNA from Leptidea sinapis, 5368 nucleotides. RefSeq lists its product as uncharacterized. NCBI's taxonomy places the organism in Eukaryota, Metazoa, Arthropoda, Insecta, Lepidoptera, Pieridae. The transcript has 15 exons. Gene Ontology annotation, biological process: membrane protein ectodomain proteolysis; Notch signaling pathway. The record is from RefSeq and is a predicted model, not a curated record. Gene Ontology annotation, cellular component: plasma membrane. The coding region runs from base 45 to 4280 and encodes 1411 amino acids. Gene Ontology annotation, molecular function: metalloendopeptidase activity.
GUUUCGUGAAUGUUGUGCCAAUAAUGAGAUAGUGGUGUCUUGUGAUGUGGUUGUGGAACAUGUGGGACGUGUUAUGGGUGUUGGAAGCAUUGGCACUGACCAUUGGAGUGGGAUCAUCGCCAUUAGACCCUAGUUUACCAAUAACAGGAGGUGUAUCUCUGACGCCGUUUGUGCGUCAUUGGCAACCAGCAGAGUACCAUCCUGUUGUGGAACUCCGACGGAAACGAUCAACAUCACGUCAACCACCCCCCAAGCAACCACUGCGGUUAUCAUUCAAAGCGCAUAACAGGGUAUUUCGGCUAGUGUUGCAACCCGACCCAGGGUCGGUAUUCGCUGACGACGUCCAGUUUCACUCCACAUCUGGUCCGCUAAGCUACAACACAGCUCUUGUGUACUCCGGGAAGCUGGAAGAUGACGAAUCAUCACAUGUGUACGGUGUGAUCACGGCAGAAGGACUCUUCGAUGGUACAAUAUGGACUGCUUCUGAGGAAUAUUAUGUGGAACCUCUCACUCGAUACAAUUUCGAACAUCCCUCAAUGCACAGUGUGAUCUACCGACGAUCUGAUGUCGAACAUCCCGAUGAUAACAGAAAUGCAUCCAACUGUGCAUCGCACUUACUGCACGUUAAAGGCACUGUUGGAAAACACGGAGAACUCUUCAACUUCACGGAAGAAACACCAAACAAAAAUAUACCAUUUAGUAAUAAGUCCGAUGAUUUAAGUUCCGAAAUAAACAGACGGAAGAAGCGAUGGCUUCCCGAAGACGAAAUGCAGGAUGAUCAACCAAAGAAAAAUCCAGAAUUACCUUUAGACUUAGAUGUUCCGUAUACAAGUAAUAGCGAUCCGUUCGACAAAUCUAGCACUAGGAAGCCAAAAACAAAAAUUGAUAAAAGCAACUUGAUCACAAAAGUGCGUCUUGAUAUGGAAGAAUCGAGACCUAAGCCAAAGACGCACGUGGAAGUGAUAAAAACAAAAGCGGGUGUAGUGACAGUUAGUAAAGACAUCGUCAAGAAAGAGCCUGUUGGGUAUACAGUUUUAUCGGCAAACGCUAGCGACGAUGGCAGACAUGUUAAUAAACGUGCCACUGUAGACCCGAGAAAAACAACUUGCCUAGUUUAUUUGCAAGCCGAUCAUAUGUUUUAUCAACGUUACGGCUCCGAGGAAUCUUGCAUAGAAGUUAUGACACGCCACGUGCAGAAAGUAAACGCUAUUUAUAAAGUAACAGAUUUUAAUCAAGAUGGAAAACCGGAUAAUAUUACUUUUAUGAUAAAAAGGAUCAAAGUACACACUCUAGACGCGCUCAAGGACCCUGCCUACAGGUUUCCAAAUAAUUAUGGCGUUGAAAAAUAUUUGGAACUCUUCUCAGAGGAGGAUUACGAUGCUUUUUGUCUUGCCUACAUGUUUACGUAUAGGGACUUUGAAAUGGGCACCCUGGGAUUGGCCUGGACGGGCGAUUUGAAGAACGCAGGCGGUGUUUGCGAGAAAAAUGGACAUUACCGGGGUAGCAUGAAGUCGUUAAACACGGGGAUAGUAACCCUGCUGAACUACGGCAAACACGUUCCACCUGCUGUCUCGCACGUCACGCUCGCACACGAAAUUGGUCACAAUUUUGGAUCACCGCAUGACCCUGAAGUGUGCACCCCUUUUGGCGAAGACGGCAACUAUAUCAUGUUCGCCCGAGCAACCAGCGGCGACCGCAAGAACAAUAAUAAAUUCUCGCCAUGUUCACUGCGCGCCAUAGACCCCGUACUCAACAACAAAGCACGCUCUUCUAAGGGAUGUUUCACAGAACCGCAGCCAGCUAUUUGCGGGAACGGCGUGGUGGAGGAGGGGGAGGAGUGUGACUGCGGUUGGGCCUCCGAGUGCACCGAUGUGUGCUGUCGACCGCAGGCCGUCCGGCCACAUUACAAGCCGUGCACGCUCACCGAGCACAGCGUCUGUAGUCCUAGUCAGGGUCCGUGCUGCACGGCGUCGUGCACGCUCAAGUUCGGCGACAAGUGCCGCUCGGACAACGGGUGUCGAGACGCGGCGCACUGCGACGGGAAACGUGCUGCAUGCCCGACCAGUCGCCACAAGCCCAACCGCACCCGCUGUGACAAGGAACUCGUCUGCUUCAUGGGAGAGUGUACUGGUUCGAUCUGCCUGGCGUACGGGCUGGAGUCUUGCCAGUGCGCGGCGAGGGCGGAUGACCCACGUGCGGCCUGUGAGCUGUGCUGCCGUCGUCCUGGGGCGCCCUGUCUAUCGUCCUUCCACUGGAACACGCCCCCCUACGACGUCCCCGACAUGUAUGCCAAGCCUGGCACGCCUUGCAACGACUAUAACGGGUACUGCGACGUGUUCCAACGCUGUCGGGAGGUGGACCCAUCAGGUCCGCUGGCCACUCUCCGGAGGCUGCUGCUGUCCGACGAGAGCAUCGCAGGGUUCAAGCGCUGGGUGCUGCGGCACUGGUACGCGGUCCUCCUCAUACUGCUCGCCGUUAUUGCUCUCCUGGUGGCCAGCACGCGCCUGUUCGGUCGCCACUCCAAGAAGAUCAAGUCCGUCACAAUCAUCCACUCGUCCACCACAGAAACCGUCCGGCUGCCUGACGGCCCCGACCAGAUGAUCGUUCACACCGCUGUCAGGUCUAAGCUUCCUUUGAAGAAGAAAGUAGCGCUGCGAACUCGGUCGUAUCGCAGCAAGAAGGAACAGUCGAACAAACACGGGGAUAAGGCGUCUCCCUCACACACCACCAAGAAUGGAAAGAAGAGGAAACCAGCGACGCAAGUGAUAGAAGACAAUGACAAGGUGAACAAGGAAGCAACAGCCGUCGUCACGAACCCGGACGGGAAGUCACCCAAACACGUGAUCCUGUCCAAACAUAAAGGCAAAGUCACCAAACGUAAAGUCAAAGUUAAGAAAGAGACCAUAGACUACAGCUCAAUGCAGAAGCAUUCCUCCUCGCCGGCGAAGGACACAGAAGCGCUGUCUAAAGUACAGAAAUGGCUUCUUACCUUACCACAGCCAGCUGUCAUUCCAAAAUCAAAAUCAAUACCCGUAGGCUUAACAGAAAGGAAUCACCGACAAACGGCGAAAAGCACAAGAAAAACAAGGCCAUCUAAAAGUGCCACAAACCUGUUCUCAGGAGAGAAGGCGAGGCUACAGGUUGUCUUCAAACCCCCCUUCCGAUUUAGUGUUAAAAUUUGUAAAAGUGAUAAAACUAAAGUUGUGUUAGAUAAGUCUUCCAAACCUGAAGUGGAUAGGAAACGCCAUGAAUCUUCCCAACUAACUUCAGUGGAAAAUGGGAAACUCAAUAUAAAUACUAAAUGUAAAGCCAUUAAGAGCACAGUAGACAACACAACGAACUCACCCGUAGAUAUAGCUCAGAAUAAAGACGUUCCAGAUCACGGAUACGAAAAUAUGCUCCCACGGAGCGCCAGCGAUUGUAAAUUAGGUAAAGUGAUUGAAACCAAACGAAAUGGCCAUAAGAAAAGUAACUCUGUGGGUCACAAACGCGAAACGACAGAGAGUAGACAGAACUUGAUAGCUCAAGACGACCUCGAUAAUGCGCACGUGUACGAAAACGUUUUAGUGUCGCAAGACGCGUUCGUGCCGAAGAGCUGCAGUAUGCCACGGCGGCAGACGUCGGCUCUCAUAUCCCGACAGAGCAGCUACGGUCACCUGCCUCGAGCGCAGGUUCGCCCGCAACGACACAGUACCAACAAUGUCAACAGGUCUCGCAACAACAGCAGUUGCGACAUCGAAAACUUCUACAACAUUAUUGAAACUCUGAGGAGGAACACGAACGAAGCGAGCGAGGGGAAUGCUUGCAACACGAACACUAGUAGUUCCUCGGGAAGCAGCCACGAGUUAGUGCCGCGGUGUAAGAGUAGAACACGACAGAACAGUCUAGUCGACAGAUCCUCGCAAGCCAAACUGAAGAGGCAGCUGAGUGAAGUGGAGUUGAAUUCGAAGGAGAACCUGAAGGGCUUCCAGUUGGUUGUUGGAAAGGAGAGGUUAAAGCGACAGUUGAGCGACAAUGAGUUAGCGAGGUCUCGGCUGCAGUUAGCCAUGCCGAUGUCUGCCGGCGCUGAGCCCAGGCAACCCUUCUGCUGGAACAAACGUGCCAGCUUAGAUUGUGAAGCAUCCAUCCCCGGCACCAAACCCAGCAAACCGCGAACUAACUCCAAACGCACCACGUACACAUUUGGCGAACUCAAAAACACUGUCCCGAACUCCACAGACGCACCCGCGACUGACAUUAACAUUACUCCCGAAGAGUUUCUCAAAAUAAUCGACAAUUAAUGUACCGGAAGACGUAGUGUUGGUAGGCCACCCACAAGACAGACGGACGAUCUGGUCAAGGUCGCCGGAGUAGAUUGGAUGAGAACAGCGCAGGACCGAUCGUCAUGGCCAUCACUGGGGGAGUCCUUCUUCCAGCAGUGGACGUCUUCCGGCCGAUAUGAUGAUGAUGAACAUUCCCGUAGAGAUAAGUUUUAACGAACAAAAUUAAAUGUAUGUGUAUAUUAAUCCUGUACGUAUUGCUGUUGUAAAUAUUGUAAUUUGCUAAAUUAAGUCGAAACUGCCACUGAAACAAACCAUUGCUGAGUUCAAGCUGGAUUUGAGAUUUUAUUUUACUGUUAGCAUUCUUAUUACCAAUUAAUAUUGUAUUGACUAGCAAUGGUCUUGUUUCACUGUAUUUACGAUCUCUUCAAAUGAAUCUCUAUUUUUUCUACUAUGUACCUAUUGUACAGAUUACUUCAUACCCGUGAAAAGUGUUCAUUUAUGUAGUUUAUUUUAUUCAUAUAUAAGAUUCUUUGCGGAUAUUCAAACUAUUGUUUUCGCCUUUGUGACAGAAAAACAGUUUUGAUACUUUAUGUAAGUCAUAGAUCAAAACAGCUUUAAAGCGUAUUGUAAAAAAACACGUGGAAAAUAACUAGAAAUUCCAUCAGAUGACGUCAGCGGGCGUUUUUGGCUGCAACACAGUUUUGAUACUUUAUGUAAAUCAUAGAUCAAAACUGCUUUAAAACGUUUUAUAAAAAACACGUGGAACAUAACUAGAAACUUCGAUCAAAUGACGUCAGCGGGACGUUGUGACUGUAAAACAGUUUUGACACUUUAUGUUAAUCGGAUCUUAUCUCUCAAGUCAAUACAAUAUUAUAUUCGCAAAUUGUGUUAUAAAGCAGUGUUCUAUCUAAAAAUUAUUAUUUUCCUCCAUCAUUUCUCAGACUUGUGGUAGGCGUUAUUUGGAUAUUUAUAUAAUGUAUUAAACUAUAGUAUAUUAAAUGUGCUAAGUACAAUAACAUUUGCUUAUUGAUUAAGCUUUCUAAUUGAUAUUAUUUUUAAUGCCUGUCAAUUAAAUGUGUCAAUCAAAUAAAUAUUUUAUGAAAUUA